Messenger RNA from Temnothorax curvispinosus, 3710 nucleotides. RefSeq lists its product as uncharacterized. The transcript has 3 exons. Lineage: Eukaryota; Metazoa; Arthropoda; Insecta; Hymenoptera; Formicidae. The record is from RefSeq and is a predicted model, not a curated record. Bases 1044 to 1928 code for a protein of 294 amino acids.
AGGCUGUCGGGGACGACGGGGACUGUCAUGGAGGCAGAUCUGCCUUCUGGCAGGAGUGGCAGGAGUGGCAGGAGGGUUUCGACCGACGCGACGCGACUCGACCUGCUGCCUGCUGCACUCGGCAUUCUCUUCUCGGCAGUCGGCAUUACCUGCCAGCGGCCCAGCGCGCGAGCACGUUGGCAGGCGGCUGAAGUGAGGCGCUAAGGCGGCCAGUGUCAGUCAUCAGUGUCUUCGAAGUCGCGGACUCCGAUGGAUCGUGGAGCUUAUACGAGCAGUAGCGCGUGGUGAGUGAUAUCAGAACUCAGAAGUUCGGUACCACAAAAAACGGAUUACGGAGCACAGCACGCGUCGCGAACGAGAGCGAUUCGCUGCACGGCGGCGGGGACGCGCCAGCCGCCAAGUGCAGCGUGCGCGUAUAUCGCGCUGUGUCGGUAGAAUCGCGGCGAGCGUCGCGUAAAUUGGCGUGAGGCGUGAAUUCGCGGUCAGUUACAUUUCGGAGACUCGCGCGACGACGACGACGAAGACGACGCAGACGGUGCGAAAGGAGGCGAAGAGGCGCAAGGAGAGCGACACAUCGCGAUACGAUCGAUCCGUCAAAAGCCGUGCAGUAGCGGCACGCAACGCAACCCAAGCGGCGGCGAACGCGCGAGAGACCGCCCGCCCGCUGGCGAUGGAGGAAAUGUGCUGCUCGUGACGUCACGGAAUUCCUCCUCGGUGCUGCUGCUGCUGCUGGAGUAAACGGCCGCGAGCACUUGUCAUCGUGCCUUCUUGUUCUCGCGUAGCUGAUACUCGCGGAUACUUGCGAGAGAAAAGGAGAAGCCUCGGGGGAGCAGGAGAACGAGAGAGAAGGAGCGCGCGCAUAUCGGUAUAACGACGGUGUAAGAGAAACGGAGCGAGAGAAACGUCAGGCAGAAGUGAGGCAGGAAAGUAAGAAAAUAGAUAGAUAGAGCAUAGAGCGAAGAGGAGAGACGUGGAAGAGCGGUGGAGAACGUGGGCGUUGAGUGAUUGUUGUCGGUGCUAGUUUCUAGUUUCCAUCGGGAGUCAUGAGAGACACGAGCGAUAUGAUGGAGGACGCCCUGUCAGAGGACACAAUGAUGGAUUGCGGAGGAGAUAGCGGAGAAGAUAGUGGAGGUUUGGAGGACUUUGUUGACUUAGCCACUGACAUCACGGAUAAUUCACGUACAAUACGAGAUGCCGCCGAACGGUUACUGACCUUGUUAGGAAUGGGCGAAGACGACGAAGACCUUCUGUCAUCGUCGGAGGAUGAGGGUGUUGAGGUAGACAUCGAUGAGCUCGAGGAAGACGACGAGGAAACGGAUAAUGCCAAAUUGCUGCAUCAACUCGCUGCAUCCCUAGCCCAGGAACUCAAAUACUCUCAAAAACAAUCUUCGAGCAGCAGAGUGACGUAUCAAGAUCAAAGUGUGAUACGUAAUGUGGAGAUGCUGCAGGAUACGAGUUAUCUCGGUCGCGGUUGCCUUCAAAAUCAAGUGGACCAUUCAAAAACAUCUGUUUGUCAAAACGGUUUCGAUCACAACGAUCUUGAUUAUUUCAACGAUCUCAAUGAACAAAACGCGAACUUCACAAAGUUUACAAAUUUCGGGAACCUCCGUCAGGAACACGGUCGAGCCUUUGAUUCUUCGAACUUAGAUCAUCGCCUGUGGACGGACAAUCCAGCAGUCACGAUCCAGCAGACUGAAAAGUCCUUCAGCAGCCAGCAGGAGCAGAAUCCCGAUUCCUGGACAGCAGGAUGGGAUGCUUGCGCCACCGAGGCUCUCCGGUAUCUCGUCGAAGACGAGGGCCUACCGCUUCAUCAUCCUACGGUUAUCGCCAUGAAAAAUUACCUAGAUCUGCAGAGGGAGAGAGCGUUCACUCAACACACCGGGUAUACGGACACCAAGUCGCAGGACAUGAGUCUGCUUCUGGAUUGAUGAGGCUUCAGCAUUAAGGUAGCGAGCGAUUAAAUUUAUUUCUUGCGACGUGUCUCAUUAAAGAAUUUUCGAGAGAGAAAUCUAAGAUAAAAAAAUUAAUCUUGUUAUUUAAAUAAAACGAGCAUAAGGACGUGGCGUGUUGUGAAAUCGUUUGCACAAGACUCUUUGCUUUCUUACAUAUUUCGUCCUCUUUUGAAGAAAAAUUUCAAUUUUCUUGAGCCAUAACGAUUUAUUUAAUAUAAUAAAUAAUUCGAUUCGAAUAUUCGAAUAAUUUUAGCUUUCGACGAUUAUAAUUUCGAAUUAUAAGCGUUCAUACGCUGGAUCGAUAUGAACGCCGUUUCUUUUUCGUAACGAGUUAUUGAAAACCUUCAAGUUUCUUGAACGUCUCAAUCAAGGAUUAAGAUCUUUUUUUCCAUUUUCGUUUUCAAAAAGUGGUGAUAGUUAAUUCCUGAUAAUAUUUCCCGAGAAGAUGGCUUCGGGUAUCAUAAAAGAAAAUAUUUCUAGCAGUUAGAAUCAUCAAACUGUAGAGAAACGACCGGCGAAUCACAAUUAAAAUUAUUCUUAAAACAAAUUCCUAGUUUAGUCUGUCAUAAAUAAAAAGGUCGAAAGAAUUAAAAUACAAUAAACGGGAUGACAGAGAAAAGAAAAAAAAAGAACGUUACGUACUUGAUACGAGAAAGAAGUGAGAUAAGCAUCGGUGAUCGCCGACAGAAUAUUGCAGAAUGUUUUCGAUUGUUAUAAUAAGAAGUAAUUUUUUACAAAUCAAGAAAUUACGUUUAUACAAAUAAUAUAAAAAUAAAAAUAAUUAUUUAUAAAUUAUAUCUGCAAAUGACAUUUUUCUCUCAAAUAAUUUAAAGAAUUUAAAGAUAUCUUUUUUGAAUUGUGCCAUUUUGUCGGCGAUUAUAUGCACGAAACAUUUUUCAGUCAGAUCGUAUACGAAGAAAUUGGCUAUACAGCAGUGUCGACAAUAGAAAUGAGAAACGUUUAGCCCCCGAAAAUAUUGUAUAUAAUUUGGAUUAGGCGAGAGACGACGAGAGCUCCGAGACUUAGAUAGGAACUUAUUCGGUCAUAGAUCAGCGAAUCUUUAUUUGUAAAAGAAAUUACAACAUAUGGCAAUAACGAGAUCUCACGAGGAGUCCAAUUCGGAUGGCCUGAAAUGUGUGUCUUCUUAAUGACACUAGUAGUAUAAUAAAAGGGUGGUUUUGUUUAGAGUAAUGUUGCUUAAACAACGAUGCGUGCGAAAGGGUGCACGUCGGCCGCCUUAACACGUCUCAACCAUCUACAAAAAGCUCAUCGUGAAACCUCAGACAUUUCCACAUCUUAAUCGUUAUUUAGAUCGUACGAUCAUCAUUCCUCAUGUACGGGAAAUUGAUCAGGAUCGUACGUCAAUUGCAGCGUUGAAUCGAUCCUGAUGCGUUAAUAAAAAGAGUAAAAGCAAACGAGAUAAAUGAAACUUGAUCGUCAGUGACUCAGGAUCGACGAUCGACUUCGAUCGUGCGUCACUUGUCAAAAAAUCAAAGAGACUUUAUAUCGCGAUUGAUUGCGUGCAAAGGAUCGAAAAAUUACGACUGUGAGUGAAUUGCGGAGAAAUUUUUAAGUUUUUUUUUCCCCACAAUUUUUUUAUGGGAAGUAGUCGACGCGCGACGUUCUUCCCACGCGACCGAAUAGCAAGCUGUACAUAUGUAUAAUAUCGUUUUAACUUAUACACAACUAUUGUUACUUUUACAAUAAAGCUCUGUAGAUAACAUUGACCAGUAAAUAAACGACCGAUAAAUUAAUUAA